AUGGAAUUGGGCCGUGCGAGUCAGCCGGGAGAGAGGGGAACAGGAACGGAUAGGAAUUCUCCCCAAGAUAUGAAUAAGAAGAAGAAACGGAGAGAAAAGGCGGACGACAAGCGGAGGGGAUGGCCGUUAGGACGAUCGCCUGGUGCUCGAGGUAUGAUUCUAUGGACUUUUGUCGCUGUGCUGCAGUGCACCGUGAAAGGCAUCCAUUCCAUCCUUCGCUUCUCCACUCACUGGGGCCCCCUAGUCACUGCCAAUCAAUCAGUGGACGCUGGUGGAGCAGCCAUCAGGUGGUUGGAGGUGGGUAGGGCAACCAUCAACACUACCUACUACUCGUUGUUCACCUCCACCACCUUCACCUUCACCUUCAGCUUUACUAUACUACCAACUCACUCUUCUCUAUCCACCUUGAUCUUCUCAUUCUCUUCGUCUACUCAGCUCAUCUCUGUAUCCAUCAUGCCCUUCACCACCCCCCCUUCAAUCCCGACCAAGGGCGGCACUGGUCUUACUUGGACACCCCCCGUGCUCCAAACUAACGCCAAUGCGGUUCCUCACUUCCCCUCCGCCGGACAAGGGAUUGGAUCUCCUUGA
This is a messenger RNA of Aspergillus terreus NIH2624, 588 nucleotides long. RefSeq lists its product as uncharacterized. NCBI's taxonomy places the organism in Eukaryota, Fungi, Ascomycota, Eurotiomycetes, Eurotiales, Aspergillaceae. The record is from RefSeq and is a predicted model, not a curated record. The coding region runs from base 1 to 588 and encodes 195 amino acids. The transcript is spliced from 2 exons.